UUUUGGUCCAUAGGAAGUCUCUGCUAGGAAAGAUUCCUCUUGGAAUACUUUCAGAAGGAGUGUUGACAGCCUGGAUUCCAUUGAGCCACUAACAGCCACUUGGCUGAGGUGCAGCAGAUGAGACCCUUCUGAAAUCAGCUGGGAAUUUAAAAGAAUCAGUGAGAGCAGAGGUCCCCUGGAAGGGGAUUCUGGGAGGCAUCCCUACAAGGAGCCACUGCUGGCCACUGGUAGAAGGAGGUGUGUUUUCCCUACAAAGUUGCUGGGCAAUUCCUGGGCUGCCGAGUCUCAUCCCUGUCAGGAUCUACUCUGCUCACCUUGUGGGAUACAGACCCCAUCUCUGGCACAUCAGAAACCUUCCCACUGGGAGAGCCUGGAGAAUACAGGCAGCCUCCCAAGUGCCAGCCCUUGUCCUUCAUGCUCAUCUCAGGGGGGAGGGCUUGGCCCUGAGUUCUGAAAUGCUUCAAAUACAUUCUUGUUGCCACGAAGAGUUCAGGAUAGGAGAAACCCAGGGAAAAAAGAAGAAAUAGGAAUGUACGUGUCAUCAUGUUCCAUGACUGGUAAAUCUUUCAACAACUCACCCAAUGAGGCAAGGAGGCAAAGGUUGAAGCUCAGCAAUCCAGUCCAGUCACUGUUUCUGCCGUCACAAAGCCGUGAGCGCGGGAGACGGCACCGGGAGAAACAGGGAGAGAGGAUCAGCUUAGCCAGGAACAGGGAUUCUUCAGCGACUGGCAGCUCUCCAUGGCUGUUUCUCGCUGGCUCCUCACACCUGUGCUCGUCCUGCUGCCCCUCAUGACAGGGGUUUCAGCACAGCAGCAAGGAUGUUCUGUCAGUAACAGCAAUCCGAAAGUUCCUGAAAACAACCCUGUUAACUACGUGGUGACCACCAUCUACGUGCAGCCAGGCUUCACCGUCAGCAUCGACCCCCGGUUCCCCGACGGCAGUUUCUUCACCAUCCAGGGGGAUGAGCUGCUGCUCACAAAGGUGGUGGACUAUGAGGAAGACCCCCUGCUGGUGGUGUACCUGAACUGUGAGGACUCUACUGGCCAGAGCGAUUCUUUGGAAAUCAUUGUCACCAUUCUCAACCUGAACGACAACGAUCCGCAGUUUCAGCAGCCGAAUCUCACCAGGUCUGUCCGAGAGGAUACAGAAGUGAAUGCAACCAUUGUAGCCCGUGAAGAUUUAACUGCUACUGAUGCUGACCUGGACAUCAUCUACUAUGAACUCACAGCCACAGUGCAGGGCACAGACGGUUAUUUUGCCAUAAAAGGAGUUAAUAACCCUGAAAUUUAUUUACAAAAAGCACUGGACUAUGAUAAAUUUCAAUCAACAAGGUUGCUGUUGUAUGCAAGGGACAGGCCUGUGGGCAGCGCCGACCUCACCAGAACAGCUACUGCAACAAUAACCCUCCUGAUCACCCAAGCAGACACCAGAGCACCCUGGUUCCUGCCCUGUGCCCUCCUCCACAACGACACCAGUGUCUGCAUCAGCAGCCCCUACUCCGGGAUCGUCAACAUCUCCGAGCUGGCGGUGGAGCCACUGACCCUGAGACCAGGACCCAUCUAUGCCGUUGAUCCCGACUACACCAUAAACGAGAAGAUCGUGUACAGCAUCGUUGGGGGGAAUACAGAUGAAGUGUUCUCAGUGGAUGCAGACACGGGGAAUCUAACUAUGAACAAAAUAGUGACUUCCCCAGACUCCUUCCUCUUGCAGGUCAUGGCCACCCAGGCCAACAACGUCCGGAAAUACUCCGUGGCCACCGUAGAGAUAAAGGUCAUCAACAAGAGCCUUUAUCCCCCACACUUCGAGACAGGGCUCUACAGCGGCACCGUGGUGGUUGGACUGGCCCCAAGGAGCUUUGUCUUCCAGGCUGGAGAUCCUUCCACCCCCCUGACGAUCACGGCAGCCGACGAGGACUUCCCUGAUAAAUUCAACCCAAACAUCGAGUACUACAUCAAAAACAGCACCGAUUUCAUCGCAACCAGAGACGGACUCAUCCUGACCAACGUGGUGCUGCAGUCCCCAGGGACUGUGGCCAUCGAGGCUGUUGGAAGAGAUGUGUUGAGCCUGCAGGAGGCAAGCACUGUAAUUGAGGUGGAGGUCCUGCCGGCCACAGAUGAAGCCUCCUCUGAUAAGAUGUACUCUGCUCAGGACAUGGCUAUCCUAGGGGGCACCUUAGCAGCACUGCUCUUAAUUGCCUUGGUCUUCCUUGGAGUGCUGGUAUGGAAAUCCAGUAAAUGGUAUGGAAAACCUGUCAAACACCUGCUGAAGAAGAAGCUCUCCAAGGAAGUCUCUGGGGGUCACCACAACGAAUAUUACCAGGAAUAUGAAUACCCAGACGUGAGCACCACACAGGAUAAGACACCAGAAAACGGCAGCGUCCGGUCGGAGACUGGUGUGCUGGAGCAGCCAGUGCCUCCCCUGCCCUCCCGCAGUGCAGGGGAAACUGAGAGUCUCUCAAGGGGUCCUACAGCUUCCAGCACCAUCUCCAUCCAGGGAGAGAAAGAGGAAGAAGUGGAAGAAGAGCCCGGACAGGAGAAAGAGGUGAAGUCCAUCCUCAAGACAGACAGGCACGUGGCAGAUGAUGGCUACAAAGCUGUGUGGUUUAAGACCGAUGUGGAUCCAGAGGCUGGAGAGAGGGUUGAAGUGAUUGAGAACAAUGCAGCAGCAGAUGAUGAUGAUGAUGACAGUGACCAAUAUCUGCAGAAGAAUGAGGAGGAGGAAGAAGAUUCUGACCUGGAUGAUCAGCACGGAGGGCUGGGACUGUCCUUCGCCUCAGAGAGCUCCUCACCCCCAGCUGCACAGGAGACAGUCAAUGUGUCUUAUAUGGAUGCAGUGACAGGAGAAGAGUCUGAAUUAUAAUGGAAGUGGGCCUACAUCCCCCUCAAAAUGGGGGAAUCUCAGCAGCUUUGCUGGCAUGAAGUCCAUCUUUCUGCUCAGGGAGUAAACUGGAAUGCAGAGGAUGAGGUUGCCUGCCCUGCCUGUCUAAAUGCAGCAAAUAAGGCCAGAGGAGAUUACAGCUAAUUUACCCCUUUAGUGAGACCUUGGAAUGGCACUUAGGAUUCAAGGGGGAGAACAUGUUUCAUCUCUCCACUUCCUGCCUGUUUCCCUGGGCCCCUUCACAUCACCUUUCCCAAACUGGCUGCAGGUACAGCAGAGCUGUACCUGAACUGACCUGGCAGUCCAGGUCUGACCUUAGCCCAGCUCAGGGAGCAGUUUGGUUACACAGCCCAGUGUUCAUCUCCUUGGUGGGUGAAUAAGCCAGCAGUGAGUGCUUGGCUGUUCCCUUCAGGGUGUUACAGUCUGGUGUCAGCAAGUCCCCCUGAGCCUGCAGUUGCUCAUGUGACUGUGUCCAGGAACUCACUUCAGGGCCUGGCUCUGCUCUGUGCUCCAGCACAGGCAGCUGGAAUGUGCCACCACAGUCCUCAUCCUGCCACCAGCCAGGAGGUUCUACACUCAGGAGCUGGUGUUUCCUCUGUCAUUGGUUAACAAGCACCAAUCACUUGUUCUUUACUGAAGGACUUAGUCAUCAAUUUUCUAUGCCAUAAACCCACUCAUUGUGCACUAUUUUAACUGUCUAUCUCCUAUCUAUCAGGGAAAAGAGCUCCUGAGAUAUUGCCUUCAGUUAUGGCCCUGCCAAGUCAGCACUGUGUUUCCAGGCAGCAGGGGGAGGAAGGUGUUUGAUGCUCCUGUCCAGGUUUGCACCUCCCAUCGACCCAUCUCUUCCCCCAGCUGGCAGCCAAAGGCUGGGCUGGUCUCCACUGGCAUCUUCUGAUCAUCAGCACAAAAUUUAUACUGCUCCUGGUUUUCUCACUUUGGGGCUCACUGCAGAGCAGAUGUGGGUUGUGGAGCGUUUAACUUCCAGUAAAAACUCAAGACUGUCCAAGGCAGGGAUGCAGCAGGAGGAACUUGGGUCACUGGUCUUUGUCUCAUUUCCUCAGCUUAGCACAACAGCACAGGAUUGCAACAAAGUAAGUGUCAUGGUAGAGGAGCAAAACCAAUAAAUAAUCCUGCCUUUUCCCUUCAAACCAAUCUGCACUUUGCUGCCAUUAUUCCAGACAAACCCGAGAGAGAGAGAAACCAAAGGAUGACUGCUGGGAUCCUCAAGUACUCCAGAGCACAAAGGAUUUGCAAGGAGGCUUUUAUCCUCUAGGCCCAUACUUUAUUCCCAUCCAUGUCCCUGUCCCAGUGUUCAGUGCUCAGUUCUGCUCUCCUGAGAGCUGCCCUGGCUGUGUGGCCUUCAGGAGCUGCACUCGUGCUGCAGGUGGAGACGUGGGAAGCUUUGAUCCCUCCUGCAGCCGAGCUGUUUGCCCAGUGUGGUUUGGCUGCUGGUGGAGGGCAGGGAGUGUGCCCUGUGUUUGCCAUGUAAACAAGGCUCCUCCUGCUGCUUUGGGUUGUCUCCAGUAAGCAUUUCCCACGGGACUGGGAGAGCUCUCCAGCAGCUCCUGAUGGCAGCCCACCACCCUUGGGCACAGCGAGGGUGAGCCCAGCCUGCCAUCCCUGGUGCUGCUCCUGGGAGGACUGUGAGGGGUGGGAGAGGCUGGAGUGUCCCUCAUGGCUGUGCCACGUGUGCUCAUUCCUGUCUGUCAGGGCCCUGUUGUCUGUCUGUCUGGGUUUCUGGCACAGUGAUUGACGAGCUCCCUGGACCUGCAGUCUGUGCUCAGCUCCCAGUGCUCCCCCUUCCCUCCCCGGGGUGCUCCCUGUGCUGUUGGAAUCAGACUGGUCCCACCAAACCAGGCUUUGUUUUCCUCCAGUCCUCAUCAGUACACACAGCCACGGGGCUUGGUGUUUUUCAGAGUUAUGCUUGUUUAAUUUCCAGGGAGGUGAUGUUUGGUAAAUGCUGUGUCUGUGGAAGUGGUGGUUGUUGUGAGGAGAACUAAUAAAACUUGGCAACAGGCAGAGCUCAGCUUCCUCCAGCUAUUGCCUUAAAGCCUCCAGAUCCUGUUCUUCACUUCUGCCUUUUUGGAAAAAAAAAAAUAAUAAAAAAGUGAAAGGAACAAGAAGAAAAUGUAACCUUUUCAGUUCAAGUCCAUCUGAGUUUACCCUCCAUCUGGUGGGAUUUGUUUGUCUGCUGAGGCUGGGAAUGUUUAUAAACUUCUUGCAUUAUUGUACAGCAAUCAUGUUCAUUUAUAAACAUCUGCGUG
Molecule: messenger RNA, 5141 nt
Organism: Manacus vitellinus (golden-collared manakin)
Lineage: Eukaryota; Metazoa; Chordata; Aves; Passeriformes; Pipridae
Gene: CDHR5
Product: cadherin related family member 5
Exons: 14
Coding region: 739-2859 (706 amino acids)
Biological process (GO): cell morphogenesis; cell-cell junction assembly; homophilic cell-cell adhesion
Cellular component (GO): membrane; catenin complex; adherens junction
Molecular function (GO): calcium ion binding; cadherin binding
Source: RefSeq, a predicted model, not a curated record